AAGGAAGUGGCUACGGAAUAUUUGCCUUGUUUAUAGGUACGAUGAGAGUACUAAUUAUGUACAUGUGUAUUAGAUUCAGUUUAUCAACCGGUUAAUUAGCUUUAUCAUGCGUAGGCCUUCUGAAAAUGAAUGCCAGAUCAGUCUAGAAGUACAUUUUUGAAUACACGCUCUUCUUUAAAUGGAGAAACCAUUCGUUUUUGCUUGCGCGGAUCUAACAGACUGCAGGCCGCGGUCUGUGCAAACGAGUUGGGAACUAAAAAACGACGCGGAGGUGGACAGUGUAUUUGGAGACUGGACUACUGUUUGUAAUGGCUCCAAGUCGGAGUCUGUUGAUCGAUGUUCAUCACUGGAGUAUGGAGAUGUGCUGAAAAUGCAUGUCGUUUUCCAAGAGUGCUUCCCAGUUUUGACUGAAUAUAAAGAGGCCAACUGUAUGGUUCAAUCUCUGUCCCAGUUGCUAGAAAAUACCCAAACAUGUUCUUCUCAACCAACAAAUACAAUAUGUGACAGUGGCAGCUUGUGGAGCUGUCUGGUGGCUGAGCCCAGCAGGCUGAGGUUUUCCGAGCAAGUCGUCCACUCAAACUGCCACAACAGAGUGGCUUCUGCCCUAAGAAUCACAAACGCACGCUUCAUCUCUGAACAGAGUGUAGAGGACCUUGACGAAACCCCAGAGGAAACCUCUUGCCCCCCAGCUGCUGCUCUCAUCAAAACCAAGCUAUUGGCCUCCUCCUCAUGCCGCCGUGACACCCCAGCAUUCCUCUACCAGAUCUCCCAGCAGUGGCUGACUCAGUGCGGCAUGCAGCUGCAGCCUCAGCACCAUAAGAAUACCCCUCCACUGAACUAUGGAGGACAGUAGAAAGAUGCUACAUUGCACCUCCACUGUGCUGUUGUAGAUGGGUGAAAUGGGCUUGGCUGUUAUCCGCGUAAAAGUAAAUUAUUAACUUUUCUCAGUUGUAUGCAUUUUUGAUGUAAUCAUAUUGUUUAGUUCAUUAGUAUGUGUGUUCCUGGUUUUAUAUUUCGCUAAAUCCCAAAUAAAGUCCUUAUCUGCCCUCCAGUUGUUACCCACAGUGGAGGGAAUUAAUAUGAUUGAGGGUGUAGGGCCUAAUUAUACGCUUCAGUGACCCCUUGCAGCAUAUGUUCAAAGAUGCAGCUUCCGUGAGCAAUAUUAUAUCCCAUAAUACUGCAUUGUUUUUGAGGGUGUGGAAUUUCACACAAAAGAAUGGAUAGGCAUCAUUUUCAGACUGAAUUAGGUAGUGAACAGUUGCAAUUGAAGUACAGGUAAUCGAUCAGACAUUCUUCAUAUAUAAAUACAGUACCAGUCAAAGGUUUGGAUACAUUUACACAUUCAAAUGAUUGGGAAAUUAUGAUAAUUGCAUUUGUUUAUCUUAGACUGAGAGGUGACAAAAUAGUAUACCCCUGUGUUUGACUGUUACUCAGGUUUAGUAGAAAAUUGCGUUAAUUAAAAUGUUAUGCUCAUUUUCAUACUUAAGUGGAACAUGAAUUGCUAAAUUCAAGUCACAAGUGUUUCCCAAAGUUGCUAGGAUUAUUGAUCCCCUUCCCACUCUGGAU
This is a messenger RNA of Esox lucius (northern pike), 1566 nucleotides long. RefSeq lists its product as uncharacterized. The transcript is spliced from 5 exons. The record is from RefSeq and is a predicted model, not a curated record. NCBI's taxonomy places the organism in Eukaryota, Metazoa, Chordata, Actinopteri, Esociformes, Esocidae. The coding region runs from base 179 to 853 and encodes 224 amino acids.